This is a messenger RNA of Macrosteles quadrilineatus (aster leafhopper), 1272 nucleotides long. It is a transcript of the gene Art8, whose product is annotated as protein arginine N-methyltransferase 6. NCBI's taxonomy places the organism in Eukaryota, Metazoa, Arthropoda, Insecta, Hemiptera, Cicadellidae. The record is from RefSeq and is a predicted model, not a curated record. Gene Ontology annotation, biological process: peptidyl-arginine methylation. The coding region runs from base 111 to 1244 and encodes 377 amino acids. The transcript is spliced from 4 exons. Gene Ontology annotation, molecular function: protein-arginine N-methyltransferase activity. Gene Ontology annotation, cellular component: nucleus.
GUCGGCACGGCACGUGUUUGUUUAUUUUGAAUGUUUUCUAACCUAAAAAUCUAUUAUCUUUGGGUUAAAACUUAAUAUUAUUUUGAGUUAAAAGUUAACAGAACAGAACUAUGGUUUUGGAAGGCAGAAUGGAUGGUUCUUCAUCUCAAAUCCAGUAUGGAAGCAAUUUGUCUUCCCAUAAUCCUUGUUACUUCAGCAGUUAUGGCGAUCUAAAGGUACAUGAAUUAAUGUUGAAGGACAAGACGAGAACAGAAUUUUACAAAAAUGUAAUAUUCUCAAAUAAAGAAGUGUUUCAAGACAAAAUCGUCAUGGAUGUGGGAACUGGAACAGGUAUCCUGUCUAUAUUUUGUGCUCAGGCUGGCGCAAAGAAGGUGUAUGCGAUUGAGAGAAGUGAAAUAGCUAAAUUAGCUACAGAUAUUGUUAAGGAGAAUAAUCUCUCCAAUGUAAUUGAGGUAAUACAAGAGCAAGUGGAAAACGUAGUUUUACCCUGUAAAGUAGACGUGAUGAUCUCGGAGUGGAUGGGAUUCUACCUUCUUCACGAGGGAAUGCUAGACAGCAUACUGGCUGCGAGAGACAAGCAUCUGAAGGAAGGAGGUCUAAUGUUCCCUUACAAAGGCAUCAUUUACUCCGCUCCAUGUCAACUCCCUGAGUACUUUGAACUUUGGGACAAGUUUCACGGAGUCAAGAUGUCGACUCUCGGCCAAGCUUUGCGGAAAGGAUGUCAAGGCGAGCCACAAAUCACCCGCGUUGCUGCUUCCGAUCUUCUAUCCGAAGGCAAGGAAGUAGCGAUUCUAGAUUUCAACAGGACAAGUUGCGAGGAGCUCAAUAAAAUCUCGGUAAGACAGUUUGUUGCAGUCAACAAACAAGGAAAUUAUCAGGGAGUUUGUUUGUGGUUCACAGUGGAGUUUCCGUCAGUGAAUGGGAAGGAGGGGAUGGUUUUAUCCACUUCUCCGUUAAGUGAGCCGACUCACUGGAAACAAACUGUGAUCGUUUUACCAGUUCAUGUUGAAGUGGAAGAGAAAGAUCCGGUCGCUUGGGAGUUGGUUUUAGAAAGGAACCAAAUGAAUCACAGAAUGUACAAUAUCCACCUGACCAUGCUUGAUCCCGAGACGGAGACGCAUCCAAUGCCUUGCGACUGCAGCUUCAUGAAGUGUAAAGUGAUCAAAGCCUUUCUAGAACAGCAGAACAACGAGGAAGAUAUGGAUGAGAUCAUUGAUUGUACGACUACGGAUGAUAAUGAUUAAAUUAGUGGAAACUAUUUUGUUGUUUUAA